This is a messenger RNA of Rhizoctonia solani, 942 nucleotides long. RefSeq lists its product as uncharacterized. NCBI's taxonomy places the organism in Eukaryota, Fungi, Basidiomycota, Agaricomycetes, Cantharellales, Ceratobasidiaceae. The record is from RefSeq and is a predicted model, not a curated record. Bases 1 to 942 code for a protein of 313 amino acids. The transcript has a single exon.
AUGCCUCACUGGACGCUCAAAUCUACUGCCACCAAAAUGUUGCAAAAUCUAUCCUCGAGCGCUGUGCCUAGGGAACGUAAAGGCUCAGUCGACAUCCAUGUGCACACCCAGCGCUCGUGUUUCGUAGAGGCGACAAAUAAUCAUGCCACAUGUGAUCCCAUCGGACAUCGAUCAAGGUUUAUCGCACCUUACAGCUUGCCGCCCAAGUACGAAAAGGAGUUUUCUGGAGGUCGUCAGAAACCACGACCGAAACCACUAAGUAAUUCUCUUCGUUUGCCUGCUUUGCCUGUCGUCAAGUUUCGCAGCGGAGACGCAGGCCCGAACAUAUCUGACCCUAAAUUCGCAGAAAUUCGUAAUGUAGCAGAUGACGAAAACUCGACUCCGACUGGGCCAGAUGAAAAAGCCAAGGGAUUGGUCGAGAGGAAUAGACGCCGGUUCGGGAUGAUGUACUAUCCCGAGAGUGUGCGCGAUGAACUCCGUCGAGCGCGUACGAUGUCUGGGUCGCCUCGAGUUAAAAUGCAAUUAACGCCUAGCUCGAGCUCGAGUUUCUGUGGUGAAAUUAUCAUCUCAUCCGCUCGGGAAGACGGAGCGUUUUUCGAACCUCCCUCCUGGUUUUCAAUCGCUUCUGAAUCUGGCGAUCCGAGUCGUUUCAGUCUUUCCACCUCGGACGAGCCCCCGUCCGGCCGUAUUUUAUCUAUUGCAAGCACUCCUACUUCUGCCAAGUCUUGGGAAACCUUUCGCAUACCUUCCAUCCCGCCUUCCCCGGUCGAUAGCGCCCCAUCGCCUAUCUCUGCCGUGCCUCGUGAUCCCCGUUUACCGCCUGCCGAUUAUUUACUCUACAAGGAAAUGUACGACGAUGCGAUGAUUAAAAUGCAUGGAAAGUUGCCGGCCGAAUGGGUCGCAUACACCCAUCGUCAUCUUCCUGGCCCAAACCGCAUCUAA